This is a messenger RNA of Penaeus chinensis, 588 nucleotides long. RefSeq names its product serine/threonine-protein kinase ULK2-like. Lineage: Eukaryota; Metazoa; Arthropoda; Malacostraca; Decapoda; Penaeidae. Gene Ontology annotation, cellular component: cytoplasm; autophagosome. Bases 287 to 568 code for a protein of 93 amino acids. Gene Ontology annotation, molecular function: protein serine/threonine kinase activity; ATP binding. The transcript has 3 exons. Gene Ontology annotation, biological process: peptidyl-serine phosphorylation; autophagosome organization; autophagy. The record is from RefSeq and is a predicted model, not a curated record.
ACUUCAAAGGGGGAGGAGUACGCUAAACCAACUGAAACUUAUAUAUUAAAUAGUCAAAAAAUACAAGUUGUCAGUCUAAUAAUACAUUUAGAUAUAAAGUGACUAGAGAGUAGAGACUUAAAAAAUAGAAAAGUAACAUGUCAGUGAAUGUAAAAGGUUGUUAGUUGCAAGAUAAGGGCGCGAGUGUGAGUAUUGAUCGAGCGAGUGGUGGAGCCCGGUCCGUGUGCCAUGGUGGAGGCGUGAGUGAUUUUCGACGCCCGUACACCCACACGACGCCCACGCCGCCAUGGAGGUGGUUGGGGAGUACGAAUACAGCACCAAGGACCUCAUAGGUCAUGGUGCUUUCGCCGUGGUGUUCAAAGGGCGGCACAAACAGAAACCCGGCCUUACAGUUGCCAUAAAAAGCAUCACUAAGAAGAACAUCGCAAAGAGCCAGAAUCUCUUGGGGAAAGAAAUAAAAAUCCUUAAGGUAUGCCGUGAGUCCGGGCUGUUGUGGCCGCUUGUGAGUACGACCUGGUUGUUACGUGCCUCUGCUCUGGGUUAUCUUCCUCCCCGUAUUUCUUUUUAAUUUAUCUUUUUCUUUAUCUG